AUGUUUCUAGAAAAGAUUUACAUAUUCCUCUGGUUUUGGCAUAUUAUACUGACAAUCGUCACUAUCACCUCUCUAGUCAGUUGGCUAAAAAGACUUUUUUGGCGUCGAUCGCGUGUCAAAUUUAUUCGACAUUACCUCAAGGUAGUGAAUGCCCUACCACCGAUUCUUGAGCCCAGAGAUCGUCAACGAACUCGGCAAUUUGUCGAGGAAUAUCUCACCCCUGACGCCUUCUUCCUCAUUCGUCUGAUUGGUGCCAAUAGCGGGGACUUUCUAGCAAGUGAAUUGACACAUCAACUUUGGUUAAGCUUUAUUGGCCGAGCUGUUCCCGCCAUGUCCCUAUCUUCUUCAACUCCCCAAGGUCGACUAUGUCCCAAGCAUGCUAUCUGCUCCUGUGAUUCCUGUUACUUCGGUGGAAGUCGCUAUAAGUCCUAUGGUAGCUCCAAGGCAACUGAAGGUCGCAUGUUCGGGGUGAAGUAUUACCCUGGAGAUCGAAGUUCCCCGAAACACAAAAUAGGUCCAACCAUUUUUCAACAAAUCCAAAUGAGUGGUGAUCCUAUUAGUAACAGACAAUGCGGCUGCGAGGACGUAGAGGAGGUGGCAGAAUCGGUCGAAAAACCAAUACCCGGUAAACCGAAUGGAAACAACUCUGAAGACAUUGUAUAG
This is a messenger RNA of Rodentolepis nana, 663 nucleotides long. Lineage: Eukaryota; Metazoa; Platyhelminthes; Cestoda; Cyclophyllidea; Hymenolepididae. The record is from the annotation of a GenBank genome assembly.